AUGAUUACUCUGGAGGCCAGCGUGGCCACAUACGUUGCAUGUCUCUUCUCACCAAAACCUGGGAACGUUGAUGUACGCACGCGCUUGAUCCUUUGUCGGUUGGUCCGCAGUAUUUAGCCGUUUAUUAGAGGUGUUUGAUGUGGUAGAUAACGCUUGGCAUGUCCUCAGGCGAUAGUCAACCCCCUAGUCGAUUGUGCAAGCGAAGUAUUGUGACAACAGUCAAGCUUCUGGGACCCACGCCUAGUAACAAUGCCGUUUAUCAUGUAGCUUUUUAAAAUCCAACCAAAUAUUCGAAGACAUGGUCGACUUCACCGUUUUUUUCCAUGAAAUCCAACCGCUUAGGUUCUGUAUUAUUCAGCCCACCCGCUUACCUACGGUUAGUCGUCGCUCUGCUGCCUUUCACAGGCCCCAUUUUACACUUCUGUCCGGUCUUUGAAAGCUUAGUCUGAUCUUCAACCCCCUUGAGAUCCUGUUAGAAGGGAGCCAAUGUGUCCAGGGAUAUUUGGAUAUCAGGACUAAAACAUCCAAUAAUGCUAUUAUUCGCCUCCUUGGGCACCAGUCAUCUAAUGUGUCCCUGACGUUAUUAACAAGGUAUAUAAUGGACGGCCCCAUUAAAGUUCAAAAAACAGCAUAGGAAAGCACUUUCUGUUGUUCACGAAAUCGCGCAGUUCCUCGUCCUGUUAAACUCCACAGUGUUGACGUGCGUUUGUUUUGCCAAGCCACUUCCUUCCAAGGGGCGCGAAGGGACGGGCGUUGUCGGUCUUUCAUUGUUUGUCUGCUGAUUUGUGGUCAGUCAGGUCCGGCUCUUUGCAGGUACACAUUGGGCCGAUUGCUGUGUGUAUUACUUAAACCACACUAUUUCCGUCGUGGUUCUGAGACAAGAACAGACGGGGUUUCGUUUUUGGUACAGAACGCUUGGUGUAGCGCAAAUGCCAACUUUUGCCGCCAACUUUCCCUCACAGUUUGUCUGCUCACUUCCGCUUUUCGUAUCAGACUUUAGUCCUCCACCAGCGGUUCCUUCCUAACACAUUCGUUGUCAUAUCUUUCGUCUUCUGUCCUUUAACUCGCUUGUGUUACCUAUCCCUGAAAGCAUUACACUAGUAGCCGGGUGGCCAUGUACCUGUAGCCCGGUUUUUGCUCGAAGUCCUUGACUGAUUAUCUGCUUGACUUAAUUACUCGUUAACGUGGAAACCUCGGGUACGAUGCGACCUCGGAAAGUUCCCUUCUCAGGCCGCGGGACUCCCUGCGGCCUGGCAAUAAAUUCGCCCUCGCUCGACAAUCGGUGCAAAACCGAUGUGUGUACGUUGCCCGCCGACAGCUGGAUAAGAAGAGCGAAACAAUUUAGAGGCCUGGACAAGAAGUUGUCCCAUUGAGCCGACUCCAAAAGGUUUGCUCUUUCCGUGCGUGCGUACGUCAUUGAGGCCUUUGGUGCCGCAUGUAAGAGCGACCUGACGGGUAGGUCGUGUCUACCAGGCACCGAAAAGAGUUAACCAAUAACAAAACUAUCCACGGACUCACAAAACGGUGUCAGUGAGAGCUAGCAGUGUACUAGUGGAAUGCCAUCAGGGAACUUCGGGACGACAGAUAAUCUAGCUACAGGUUGCUUUCAGGGUGUCUCUUACUCCUAAUCAAGCCUUUUGUACUAUCGAGCCUUCCUGGAUGUAAUCGAUCAACAAUUUUUUGCUGGUUCGGAACUUGUACAGGCACGGGCGCUGCCGGGAGCGUCAUAGGUAGCUCUGAUGUUUUUCUGCGGCAGUCGACUGAAAUACAGAAUUUGCAAGCCAGCAAGUGUCUUAAGUAAAGCGUAUUCACCUAGCUCAAAGUCCCAACUACGAAUCAUGCCGCUCUUGAAGAAAAUACUACCUACCUAGCUCUCACUGGUGGUCUACUACGACGGUUUAACUAGCUUCUGGCGUUAGAAGUGUAAACAAAGUUUAGUGGGGCCAGGAUCUCGAUUAGCAUUCCACAGUGCCGUUGUAUGCUUUGUGUGUUUUCGAUUAAUCCUCACAACAGGUCAGACAAGGCGUCCGUUAAAGGCUUCUGCCGUCUGACUAUCUACUAUUCUACCUCGGCCAACUCACAACCAGUCUUCUCCGGGGUCCCAAAAUAGUUUUUGGUGGACGCGUUCUUGACUAGCAGAGUAUUCAUAGUUCUCACUUGCGCUCUGUCGUUAUGCGAUAUUUAGACUGUAUUGACCGCCACAUUAACUUCUAACUAUUUCAUUGAUUUCUCCUGAGAUCGGUGUGAGCAACUUGUUACCUUUAGUUGUUUGGAUUGGGCGUGUUCUGCGCUUUCGUAUUAGAUGGUAUUAAUGCGCGUAAGUGCGCAAAUUCACAAAAUGGCCCCGCAGUACUUCCGCAGAUGCCCAUGUGCGCUCGCAUGGUGAGAUUAGCAGCCGUCGUAUGGCAUGAAGAAAACAAGCUUACGAGCCAAGAUAGUUUAGAAGCCCGUAGUGUCGUUAAAUAGGAUUGAGUGGGCGGAUUCACCCCCAAGCUCUAGACCCUUUAGUUAUGCCCUGAUCGGGUUGUUUUUGUCUUUUAUCACUUCGUCAUAGCCAUCGUCGGGCUAUAAGAUAGUCGCCAUUUUUGCGCUUCAUACGAAACUGCGCAUACAACUAAUUUUCCAAAGCAUGCACCCUCUGUAAACCACGACGCAGUGGGAACUAAACUACCAGCAUGUUGAUAAACAGUGCAUGGGGAGAAACGUAAUAGAGUUGUAAUUCCUACUGUAGACGUCCCGGGUUUUCUUGUGGUUUGGUGUUCCGCUUUCACAUCUUGCCAAACUUACGAGACCCCAUUUAUUUUCUCAGAAAUGGCCUGCGUCGCACUAAAACGUUCAUGCGCCUUUGAAAUCUUGGGGCCCGCCUCAGCUAAGCGUCAUCGAUGUUCUUCCACACUUCCAUGCAACUGCCAGCUGCCAACACCAAAAUCAGUCUUCACCCCCGCUGCAGAACUAACCCGCUGUAAGUUGCUAUGAUUUAUUUACUUCUCAUAAAACUCAGGCAACACAAGUUUUGUAUUUGGUACGGCUGCGAUCAUGUCUGAUCCAGCCGACCUAGAUUUUGUCCUGAACUGUACCUCCACGCGUGACGAUCAGCGGCAACAGAUCCGGACAUCUCAGCUCAUUCUCUUUGCCAGCGACGGAGGCCAAAUACCGAAGGUCCAAGAACCACUUCAAUGACUUGACGAGCUAGUCGAGCCAGGUUUUGAGUUGAACCUCUCUUCGACCUUCCCAAUUGGGUAACGGUGCCGGGUUGAGGGCAUUAAUACCGAGCUCCCGAGGUAGACGACGAAGAACAUGCCCAAGCCAGCUUAGUCGGCUUUCUUGGAUAGCCUGGGUUAUCCUUGUGAUAUUGUCGCAGCGAGCGCGGACUGUCUAAUUUGAGGCGAAGUCGGUGUAAUUCACUCGAAGCAGUGGUAGUCGAAUACCUCCAGUUUUCGCUCGUUCUCCACGCACACAGCCCAGCACUCGUAACCGUACAGAAGGACGGACUGGACAGGUGCACGGUACACGCGAAUCUUAGUGGCGAUGAUGUCGCAUCAGACCCAUAGGCAUUUCCUAAGGCCUGAAAAAACCCAGCUGGUAACAUCUAUUCGGGAGACAAUGUCGUCCUUACUCUGUCCAUUCGGCAGCAACCUCGUCCCGAGGUACUUAAAACUGUCUACUUCAAGUUGACAGCUAUCAAUCCCGAACGGUGCCUUCUGGUUAUGGAUAAACUGACCGAUUUAGCGACCUCGUUCACCUGUAACGCUAUAGGCUGAAAAUCACCAAAACUUAAAGCCAGUAAGGUGAUAUCAUUGGCAUAGUCGAGUACGUGCAGCCAGUGUCCGGGUGUAAGCUGAACACCGUCAUCUUCGUGUAGGGCCCCCUAGAAUCCAGUCAAAAGCGUAGUUUAACGGAAUGAGCGGCAGGAUACAACCCUGUCGAACGUAAGACCGAACACCGAACGGUUGGUAUUGUUAUGGGCCAGAACUCGUACAGUGUUCAAGCUGUAAUAAGCCUUGAUCAUGGCGAUACUAUUUGGCGGUACACCAUCUAGCGCCAUUGUCCGCCAGGGGGACUGACGGAGCAUCGAAGUCAACAAAACGGACGGUUGUCAGUUGCUGGUACCUACGGCGGAAUCCAAGUAUGCGCCUCAGUUUGAAUACCUGGUCCGUACACCUACGUCCAGCAGGGAAUCCGCGGACGCGCACAGCUUAGGAUCCGCCGCGGACACUGGUGAAGGUCUUCGCAACAACGUCUAUGAGACCUAUGCCGCGGUAGUUCUUGCAUCUUGUCUUCUCUCCCUUCUUGAGGAUAGGUAAAAGGAUGCCUGAGUCCCCCAGUCAUCAGGAGAAACCUCGUUUCUCUACGCUUGUUCAAUCACUUCAUGGAGCCAGGGCGCCAGAGUGUCGACACAAGACUUGUAGAUUUCAGCGGGUGUACUGUUCUCUUCGGGUGCCUUGUUGUUGCGCAGCCUAUACAUAGAAUCAGCGAUCUGCCUCAGAAGAGGGGUCGCAGGACACUGCAUAGGUUGGAGAGGUGAGAAGCUCCGCUGCAGAGGAGAGCAAGGGCGUGAUGGGUUGGGCGUAAAAGUUGAGAUGGCGCUCACGCCAUGGCUCGACUUUGGUCGAUUUGUCAGCAAUAAAGCCGCCUUCCACGUCGCGAACAGUCACUUAGCGCAGAAGGCUUACCGCCAACUUGGAGGAUAAUUCGGUAGAGUUUUCGAGUGUCACCAGCAUUCGUAGCCUGUUUCAUUUAGGUCGCAAUUUCAGCCAAAUAUUUCCUUCGGUCACCCGUUUUCGACUUUGGCGUCAUCUUCUGGAGUUGACGGAAGGAAGCAUCAUUACGGGACCUGGCCCGAGCCGUCUGAGCGGAUAGCUGCAGGGUUCUUCCGCUGAUCCACACACUGCGGCGUCCCUGGAUACGUCCAGGGAUUUUCUCAGCUGCUCAUGACUGAUGUUUUCAAUGACAACCGCUGGUUACUGCCUUCUCCAUCGUCUCGGGUCGUAAAACAGGACUGGAUUUCUCUGCUUAGGACAUCGGCAGUGUGGGGCUACCGGAUUUUUGCGACAUCAACGAGUCUAGGACGUGACAUUUUGGGCGCGGAUGAGAGGUGAACUUUCAAGCGUGUGCGAACGAGAACGUGGUCCGACUCGUGAGCGUCACCAGUCUCGGCACCACGCAUAUAACUAGCUCACGUGAGCAAAUAGACCAGAAAUGACCGUUCCAGCAUCUGCUAUUUUUCGCUACUAUGCCUCAGACUAAGAUGCAAUCAAACUUGCCACCACAUUAUCAGGUGCAAAAGCCGUGGCCAGCUGGCCAGUUCAUGUGUCAGACGGUCUGUGUUUGGUUUUGUCUUCCCUCGGUACCUGAAUUCUAACGUGGACGUCUGAGUCGCACCCCGUUUGAUUUAGUCCGACUAGUGCGAUUACCGCGAUGCAUCUUUGUCUGGUUGGAUUUCGUAGGAGCAGUCGGCCCAUCCCAUGUACCGGGAAUGAGUUUCGAAUGACCAGUUUUCCUGAUCACAGUUACCCAUGUCCUUAGCUUUACUUACAGGAAUACUUAGCUCCGAUGUGAUGCGCCUCCACGUGUUCUGCGAAGGCCAUGUACGGAAUCAUUUUACCGUGUGGCUGUUUCACUUCUUUCUGUUAAGCAUGUUUAAUUCAAAUACUUUCUAAACAGACUAUCACCCCCUACCUGCUGUUUUUUUAAAGAUUAACUCAGUGGCUAACUUUUCUCUCCCGUCCUGAUUAUAUUUUCAAGGGCCUGAAAACUGCAAAGUCCGAUUGUCUUUUAAAGCCAGCGCAAGUCGGAAUAACGUCUUGAGGAAAGGUUCCUUCGCCAUUGAUGUUGUUCAGGCUAGUUACCUUAGGUAGCAGAAAAUGGAAAGAAGUCCUAAAUGAAUUCUGUUCGUGCGUGUCUGCCCUAGGGUCACUGUGUAGUAAAGCUUGUUGACUGGCCUGUGCGAGUGUUUUGGGGCAUGCAGCAAGUAAACUGAAGUUGCGCAUAUUUGAAGCACUACCGAUCGACUCGUAAUGAUAUGCGGGACAGGAUUUUUUCGUGGACUCCAACCUAUACAAUCUGAUGUCUGGUCGUCGCUCGUUUGUAAUACCACCAAGGGCCUGACCCCGUAAAUCUGUGCAUCAAGCGGCUUCUCAGCCCUCUUUUAUUAGCUUACUCCUGCAUGACUACUAAUUUGUCCGAAGAUAUCAUGAAAUCAAGCGCUCUAAUCAGUUCGCAUGUUGUCCAAACAUCAAGUACGUGCAGUUUGCGUUUGUGCUUUAGUCUGCGCUUAUUACACUACGAGCCUCCCAGGCCCGGAAGCUGUGUUUGCUCUAAGGGCGUGACGAAGUGACUGACACCUGGGAGUGUUCAUGUGACUGUCUUCUGCGUCCUUUAUUGGUAUCUUUUCCUUGUCAUUGUUCUACUUUGGUGUUUGUUUGGUGCUUUCUUCGAUACUGCACAUGAACAGCAAAUUUAUUUGUUACAUUCACCCCUGGCUUCUCAGUAUUGUUACGGACCUUUUUUCGUCCACUUUUUGUACCGAGAAUAACAACCGAGGUAGUAAUCACUUGCGCGUGAAUUUGGUAUAGUGAGGUGGGACGUCUCAUUUUCACCCCACGCUGAUGUCAAUCGUUUUGCAGUUGAGGCUUAAGUCAAGAUAACUGAUACCGAGAUUGGUUUUUCUGACUGAUCGCCCACAUGACGCCUUGGAAGGUCUCGACUGAAUCCAACUUUGCCAGUUUUAUCACCAUAUCCUUAAGUGUAUACUAGCCUCUGUGGACCAAGCUCCAGGGUCCUUCAGUCAAGGAGCCAACUUGUGCACGCAGCAGACCGUAAUCGGAUUAGAUGUCGCGUCUGAUCGCCACCUAGGGUCGAUAAACACCGAAGAACUUCCAAGUCGCACGUGUCCUGUCGGACGCAAUUGUGCUGAAUAUCUGUCGGUCCUGAAUAUCGAAAUAAGGGCCUGCGCUGGACUUAUUUCGCAGUCAUUCGUGUUUCUUGAAAAGGAUUUUACUCCCAAAGAUUACCUUGGUUUGUACCUGUGGAUUUGUCAGACAAUCUUUUAACAUAACGGGCAUCUUUUUGAACAUGUGCUUUCAGCCCAGAUCCAGCGCAGAUUACGCGAGGAAGUGAAACGCCUUCAACGUCGAAGAUUGCUCCCACGUCAUCCUCUCAGUCGUACUCCACAGAACGAUGGUGACGCCUUUGGAGAUCGACCCAGUUCUCCCGAAGGUAUGUUCUUACCAUACAGUAGAUGUGCUAAGAUCGUAAGGAACACUCAUAUGCAAUAUGGAAGGAUCACAAUAGGUGUGCUUACUUGUGAAAUGUUGACCGAAAUUCUGAAAUGCGUCUUCGACUGGGAAAUACCACUCGAGUAGAGCUGUAAGAUUAAUAACCGUACAGCAUAAUCUCAAGACAUUUGAGCUACUUUGGGAUGCCGACUUUUGAAGGAACUUCCUUUCGACCACCUGCAAAAAUUCUACUCUGCAAAAAUGACCACUUAUGUAGUAUGACUUUUUCUAACUAACUUUUGAUGCCUUUAUAAGUUCACAUAUUUUUCAUAGAAGGCACGCGCGAAAAUACUGAUUGUUUUGCUCAUUUGGUAGAAAAUCACAUCUUCAAAUGUUAUAAUUGAACGAAGUGCGUAAUUCGGUUUUAGAACACCUUUCCAAUUCCCAAUAAUUUUGGACCCGACCUGCCGUUGCACAUUAAAAUUUUAUACUUUUACUUCACACUUGCAUUCAGGGUUUCCAAACUACAAACUGUAUAUUCGAUGUACGGAAAUCAUGCAUUCCUAGACGAUAUUGAGAGGAGACCAUAUGGAGUUCAUGAAAUUUUGUGGUGGAUUUGAGCCACAUUGUAAACUUUACAAGCAACCUUAGUAAAUUCAGAGACAAGAUGUUUUAUGAACGGACGUGUCAUUGUCUUAAAAAGCUCAUAAUUAGAAACUUUCUUAACACCCUGCCAUACCCAUUCUUCAAGUAUAAAAUUUAAAGACGUAAUUUUCUACCAGCUAAGUAGAAAGAUGAAUAUUUUUACUCAUGUUUUCUAUGAAAUUUAUAAGGGCAUCAGGAAUUAGUGAGAAGAAUGCAUACUACAUAAGUAGCCAUUUUUAGUCUAUUUCUUAUAGGCUACCGGAAUAAAGUUCAUUCAAAAACCGGCAUCCUGAAUUAACUGAAUUAUCACGGGAUAAUGCUGCAUGAUGAUUAAUAUUACGACCCUACUUAAGUAAUUUUUUCGAGUUGAAAACGAAUUUCAGAAUUUCGGUCAACAUUUCAUGAGUUAGCACAUCUAAUGUACUUAUUGUAGUGCGUACUGAGUGUCCGAGGUUUAUCUAGACGAGUUUGCGCAUAGAAUAUUUCUCCCGUGACUUUCAGUUCUCCAUGUUGUCUGAAAACUACAUUUUUACGCCUAUAGCUAACACUUCUGUCGGUCCUCUAAUAUACGAGUAUGCCUGUUGGCAUGGCCUCUCAAUAGUCACUGUUACGUUGGGUCCUGACUUUGUGCUUGUGACACAGUCUAUUAUGCAAAAGUUAUGAUUUUUCAAACCAUUCCCUUGUACAUAGUAUAUUAAAGAGCAAGGGCUGCAGUAUCUAGAUUUUAUUGUAUCCUUUAAGAAUCAGCACCACCAGCCUGCUCCUCCGUCAUCACGAGUAUGCGCUCAAUGGCUAUCCGUUCCCCCAAGUCAGACUGCCAAACCGACUCCGAAAAUGAGCAAAACCCAGAACCCCCUUCUCCAGUCCGCCUAUCCGACCGGCCUGUCCGCGAACUCCAACACACCGAGUGCCCUGCCUCUGAACGGCUGUCUACUUCAGGUAGGUCACGCACUUUCAUUGGGCCUAAUCGACUUUUCAGAUUCCGUACCUCUCUUCACGUUGCCACAAGUUACUGCCCUCUGUGAUCGCCUUAUCCGAGAAAGGGAAGAUCAGCUUCGCGAGGAGUACGAUAAUAUUUUAUCGUGCAAAUUGGCCGGUAAGUUAGCCUUAUGUAUAUUUUCGACACAGCCUUUGUUGACCUUAUUUUUGACUGACCUCCACGGGUGAAGUAAUAUUUGUUUUCUUCUCAUAUCACGGUCGAGUCUGUCUUCCUCUUUUGUAGAGCAAUACGAGGCCUUACUGAAGUUUAACCAGGACCAGCUCUGCCACCGGUUCCAAAAUGCGCCCAUGAACUGUAAGCUCCCCCCCCCCCUUCCAAACCUACUUUGUGCUCGGUUAUUUUAAGCGGUUCAAUUUUGCUCGACAGAUGUUAUUGUCUUGUUUGGUUUUGACUACAGUGUGUCCAUCAUGUCUGUUAUGUAAAUUAUCAGUCGACUAAGUUGUGUUUGGGUUGGCCUAGCUAAAUCGAUCUCCUCUGGCAACAAAUGGACAAACUGACCUUGGCACAUCUUUCAGCGUUUCGGGUCGAUGUCUUGCGCUGAUUUUCCGUGUUUUAUUUGGGAAACAACGGACACAUGUGUUCUUUAACUAAAUUAAGAUCUGCCAUGCGUAGUUUGAGGGGGGAUUCGUGUGUUACGUCUGUGCAUUAGUACCAAAUGAAAAGGCGGGCGUUAUGAGCUCUUGCUUUUUAUGGAAAGAUUGCGUCUGACUUGUACCAUUUCACCACGGUAUGCCAUUGGUCAUCUACAAAGCUGAAACAGGGCCACACUAUACAAUGCGUGGUUUGUGAAGAAAAGUGUGUUUUGAAAAGUGUAGUCAAUUGUCCAAAUGAGUAGUUUAUUAGUAGUAUAGUCAGGUAAGAGGCAUUGGGAACUGUUUACUAGCCUUAACCGGAUAAGCCUUCUGUUUCACGAGAGGGCCGUGCACACACGUCCGCCGUCUGCAUAUUAAUGCACCCGGGCUGUUUUUGAGGAACUUUUGUGUCACAAAAACAGCGACACCGCGAGACGUGGUUCAUAGGAGCGGUCAACUAUGUUCUUAGACGCAUGGACAAAAAACUGCCGCCUAGUCAUAGUAUUUUCGGGACGCGUUUUCAUUUUCACCAGAAACCGCCGCCGUUCCUAUGCUAUGUGUUUAGGCCUGUUGUUUUUUUCCAGUGUAUCAAGUCUUGGCUAGCAAAUGUGGACUACUAGCCACUUAUCGAGCGAAGUCGAUGCAGGCGCAUCUGGAUGGGCAACAUUGAGUUUCGGUGUGGACCAGCUGUCAACUUGUAAGAUGUUACCAGUAAGGACACAGGAAUCCGAGAUGGCCAUUUCCGGUAUAUUUGCUGUAAUCGGUAAAUCAUACGCAGACCCGAGUCUCAAACUAAACAAACCAUGUACUCGCGUUCUGUCUGUUGCGGUCGGUGGGGAGCUUUUCACUGAUCUAUCUUGAUAGCAGCACUCAUGAAUGGAGAUUUUGUGUCGGACGAUCCACUGCACUCAAGCCCACCCCUAGUCGUCUCAACCACUUUUUUCCAUUUACAGCAUGAGGGAUGUGAAAAGCGAGAAAUUAGUGCUAAUACUGCGCAAGUUGCCUUUAACAUAAUCCAGUUAGCGCGCCCACGUCACUACUGCCCCCUGGGAUGAUGUCUGCAAUUGUCGUGUUCGGGAGACAGGCUAUUACUUAGUUGUCAGCGUUUCCGCCCUCCAGGCUUGAUCUGUUACCCAUGUGUUUUUGACCUCACUAAUUGUCUCCUGAUUCUUUUUAGACGUGUCGUAG
Molecule: messenger RNA, 10622 nt
Organism: Spirometra erinaceieuropaei
Lineage: Eukaryota; Metazoa; Platyhelminthes; Cestoda; Diphyllobothriidea; Diphyllobothriidae
Source: the annotation of a GenBank genome assembly